Molecule: messenger RNA, 2553 nt
Organism: Cordyceps fumosorosea ARSEF 2679
Lineage: Eukaryota; Fungi; Ascomycota; Sordariomycetes; Hypocreales; Cordycipitaceae
Exons: 1
Coding region: 1-2553 (850 amino acids)
Source: RefSeq, a predicted model, not a curated record
AUGGCUCGGUUUCCUUUUGUAAAGGGCCGCAAGAAGUCACCGCCUCCACUGGUUCUCACGGAGCACAUGAGCAAAGCUCACAAGAUCCUUGGCUCGACCCCGAUCAACAUUGAUUCUCCCAAACCCUGGGAUGACGCCUUUUCGGCAUUCAGCGGUGGCACCGGUAACAGCACUGCAUCUAGCUAUGCCAGCUCAGACAAUGACGACUCCGAUCAUCAUGUAGCCAUCGCAUCCUCAGAAGGCGACGAAUGGAUCCACGACUCAGGGAUCCGGCCAGCUGUUCCCGAAUCGAGCGGCUUCGACAAUGCAAAUGGCCAUGGAAUGAGAGAUACAGCCCACAGUCUAAGAAAGACGCAGUCCUCGUCCACCAUCAGAUCUUCGUACGACAGAUCUAAACAGCUAUUGUCAGUUUCUCAGCAGACCUCGUCUCCCUCCAUGAUCCAAGGAGUGCCGUCCAAGGUCCACAAGAUGCUCGACCUGGAAAGCAACCUCGCCACGAAAUCGAAAAGGAAGCCACCGAUGCUUGACUUUUCUAAUCUGCGUGCCGUCUCUCGUCUAUCGCGCAAGGCCUCACAUGCUCCGCUACGCACAGAUGGCACUGUUUCUACCGCUUUCGAAAGCACCGCUACCUUGUCUCCUACACCUCUGGCACCGCCAACCAGCAAGCCGCGAAAGAUUCAAAAACGAAUCACAAAGGGUAGCCUGGCUUCACCAGCCCUUGAACGGCAUGUUCCAAGAAUAGCAGGCGACAGACCUCCUGGAAGCCCAAUGAAGGAAGCACCAUCUCUAUAUGAUCACUACGAGCAGAUGACUUUACGCCAACUGAUGCAAGAGGCAGAGUCCCUGGAGGGCGAGCAGCAAGCGAUGGGGUUAAAUAUGGAGGACGAUGAGGAAGUCGACACAGAGAAUGAUGAAGAGCCCUGGACAGCGUAUGACUCACCAUGGCUCCAGGACAUUCUACCACCAACUCCCCAAACAGCAUUCAUGACGGGUCUAAAGCCUGCAGCAUCUCACCACAGAACCACCAGUACAACCAGCAAAAUGACCUCAAGCACCAAGCGAUCAAAGACCCUCGACCGUUCUGAUCUGCAAGAGACAAGUAUGCUGAUGCUAUCCGACUCAGAAGAAGAUGAAGAGCCUACGUUGCCACGGUCUCAGACGACCACCCCGAGCCACUACUCACCAGCUGCCACUGUGUCCCGCGCACAAUCAUCCAGAGCCUCAUCGCAAGCCUCAAACUAUAAGCCAAUGCGUAACUCAAAGAAAACCAGCUUUGCACCUGUCGACACAUACAUCACCCUACCCCAGAGCAGUAGACUCAGCACCGAUACUGCGACCCCGCCGAAAGUUGAUUCACGAUCAAGCACACCUUGUACCGGCACGGCUUCGAGACGCACUUCAUUAACAUCUGAAGUCUCCAGCGCUUCGGCUCUGCCUCCGGGCUCCAAUUAUAUCCAAGAAGCACGUGCCGUGACCAUGUUGGCUGGCCGACGACCUUCUCGAGUGGAUAAUGGCGAGGAGAAUAGCCCAGACGGAGUAUCAUUCAUGACUAGCCUGUCCCCUGCCGCUAGAAGAGCCCUCAAUUUGGCCCAGACACCACCGGAAGAACUCACGCCACCACUUAGUCCCACCUCUGUGGACUUCUUCAUCCGCUCUGCCCGAUCCUCAAUUGAUGGUUCUGGAAGUCAGAAUCGCUACAUGGCUUUCACUCUAGAGGAGCAAAUUCUGUUCUCCUCCCUGAGAAACAAGAAACAGUACGGCAAAGAGCAGUCUGCUGAGAUCGCACAAGGGUCGAAGAGAAACACAUUCGCAAAGGAAAGCAUAGAAGAGGAGAAUGAAGAAGACGAUGAGCUUUUUUCGGGAAUGGGAACCAUCGCGGGCGAAGCCAUGCUUCAUUUCGGGUUCCCUGUUCCGCCCUCUGCUCGCAGACGGUCAUGCUUUGAGGAUGCCCUUGACACAUCUGCCAGCAUGAGUAGCCGUGCGUCCACGGCGACAUCCGAUAAACUUUCACAGUCAAGCAUGGGAGAGACUGAAGACACACAUCGGCGACAUCAAUCUUCUCUGAGACCUUCGAUCACAAGGGUUCCCUCUCGUGGUAUCCUGAAAGCUCCCGGCUUCCAACGCCAAGAGCCAGAGCGGCAGGAGACGAUGAUGGACCUAGACGAGGCUGAAUCAACCCUGGACAUUUCAGACCUUGCAGAGUUUGGAUACCUUGCUAUGCCAUCUUUGCAGACGGAAAAUUUUGAAUCCUCAGCAAAAUUGGGCUCGUCUGGAGGCGACACGAUGCUAACACAAUCACUUUUAUCGCUCGAUUCAGAUGCUAAAGGCAUGGAUCGUGCCCAUCGUUUGCCGGGUGCAAUGGCACCUGUGCCCGAGGAUAGCGAGUUGGAGUAUGAAGGCAAGGACAUUCCGCGCCCGGAUAGCCCCAUCUCCCCCGACGCCUUCCCGGCAGUACCUCAAAUAAGAACAACACUGAGCAGCAUGGCGCGACUGAGUGCUGUUGGCUCAACCUCAAUGAUGACCCAGCCCGGGUGGUGGGGAGACGACGACUAA